AAAAUCAGUAGAUGCUCCUUCGAAAAUCCAAACUACGUGCCAGAUUAUUCAUCAGUUUAACCAACUCUCAGAUAACAAUUAAAACAAAUAUUUAUCAUUCAUAUUCAUGCCAACAAAGAAGAACCACUGCUGGGAAACCAAAGGGGGCAAAAGCCAUGGAAGUAGUUAAGGAAAAGAGCAGCAGCUUGCUAUGCUGUGUAUCUCAUCUUGUUCCUUCUGUCCAAGAAUUAGCCAAGAAGCCGAUAACCACCCUUCCACCCAGAUAUGUACAGCAAGAUCUCGACGGCAGUGAAGCCCGAGACCAAGUAAACAAGAUCGAUUCCGAUGAUGCGCGGAGUUAUGUACAACCCGAAAUACCAGCCAUCGACUUCAAGAAACUGCUUUCUCGGGACGAAGCGAACAGUUCUCAUGAGUCUGAUGAAUUAGCUAGACUCCACUUGGCUUGCAAAGAGUGGGGUUUUUUCCAGUUGGUAAACCAUGGGGUGAGCUCUUCUUUGUUGGAGAAAAUUAAGACAGAUAUUCAAGACUUCUUCAACCUUUCAAUAGAGGAGAAGCAACGGUUUUGGCAGCGUCCAGAAGACAUGGAGGGUUUUGGGCAACUCUUUGUACUUUCUGAAGAGCAAAAACUUGAUUGGGCUGACGUUUUCUUCAUGACCACACUUCCUGUCCAGAUGAGGAAGCCUCACUUAUUCCCGGAGCUCCCUGGUCCUUUCAAAGAUACCUUGGAGAUGUACUCACUGGAGUUGAAUAACCUUGCCAUUGCUAUCCUAACACAAAUGGAACACGCUUUGAAACUUGAUGCCAAGGAAUUGACCGAGUUAUUUGAAGAUGGAAUGCAGUCCAUGAGAAUGAACUAUUACCCUCCAUGUCCUCAGCCGGAGAAAGCCAUCGGCUUUACUCCUCAUUCGGAUGCCUCAGGCCUCACCAUCCUCCUGCAAGUCAAUGAAAUGGAUGGCCUCCAAAUCAAGAAGGGUGGGAUUUGGGUUCCUGUUAAGCCACUUCCUGAAGCCUUGAUUAUCAACAUUGGAGACGCUCUGGAGAUCAAAACAAAUGGGAGUUAUCGUAGCAUUGAGCAUCGAGCAAUAGUAAACUCAGAGAAAGAAAGACUCUCGAUUGCGACAUUUUGUAACCCCAGAUUUGAUGGUGAAAUUAGACCAGCCUCGAGCUUGAUCACUGAACAAACACCUGCUGCAUAUACAAGGAUCGGAGUGGAAGACUAUACCAAAGCCUUUUUUGCACGUAAGCUUCAAGGAAAAUCUUUUCUUGAUUAUCUCAAACUAUAAAUUAAGCUCCUCGGGUACGUUCUCAUCAAGAUGUAUUGCAUACUCGGUAAGUUUAGAAUAAAUGUGUAACCGCUAAAUCAAUUCAGUCGA
Argentina anserina (silverweed cinquefoil) is the source of this 1373-nucleotide messenger RNA. Its product is annotated as protein SRG1-like. Bases 12 to 1283 code for a protein of 423 amino acids. The transcript is spliced from 4 exons. Lineage: Eukaryota; Viridiplantae; Streptophyta; Magnoliopsida; Rosales; Rosaceae. The record is from RefSeq and is a predicted model, not a curated record.